Molecule: messenger RNA, 561 nt
Organism: Colletotrichum abscissum
Lineage: Eukaryota; Fungi; Ascomycota; Sordariomycetes; Glomerellales; Glomerellaceae
Product: ADP-ribosylation factor 6
Exons: 3
Coding region: 1-561 (186 amino acids)
Biological process (GO): vesicle-mediated transport; intracellular protein transport
Cellular component (GO): cytoplasm
Molecular function (GO): GTPase activity; GTP binding
Source: RefSeq, a predicted model, not a curated record
AUGGGUGGUCAACUCUCAAAGAUGAUGGGCAAGAUCUUCGGAUCAAAGGAGAUGCGCCUGCUGAUGCUGGGUCUCGACGCCGCUGGCAAGACCACCAUCCUCUACAAGCUCAAGCUCGGCCAGGACGUCACCACCAUUCCCACCGUCGGCUUCAACGUCGAGACCGUCACCUACAAGAACGUCAAGUUCAACGUCUGGGACGUCGGUGGUCAGGACAAGAUCCGUCCCCUCUGGAGACAUUACUUUAGCGGAACUCAGGGUCUUAUUUUCGUCAUUGACUCGUCGGAUCGCGCGAGAAUCGAGGAGGCCAAGUCGGAAUUGCACAGAAUCAUCAACGACCGCGAAAUGAAGGACAGCUUGCUGCUGGUCUUUGCCAACAAGCAGGACGUCAACGGAGCCAUGAAGCCGCAAGAAGUCACCGAGGCCCUGAACCUCUCAAAACUGAAAGACAAGGUCUGGUACGUUGUGCCCAGUUGCGCGACGACGGGCGAGGGCCUGCUCGAGGGCCUGGCCUGGCUGUCCAACAACGUCAAGGCACCGCCUGCCCCGGCCAAGAAGUAG